Messenger RNA from Brachypodium distachyon (stiff brome), 555 nucleotides. RefSeq names its product DNA-directed RNA polymerases II, IV and V subunit 12. The record is from RefSeq and is a predicted model, not a curated record. The transcript is spliced from 3 exons. The coding region runs from base 139 to 297 and encodes 52 amino acids. Lineage: Eukaryota; Viridiplantae; Streptophyta; Magnoliopsida; Poales; Poaceae. Gene Ontology annotation, molecular function: DNA-directed RNA polymerase activity; DNA binding; zinc ion binding. Gene Ontology annotation, biological process: DNA-templated transcription. Gene Ontology annotation, cellular component: RNA polymerase III complex; RNA polymerase I complex; RNA polymerase II, core complex.
AAGCCCUAGCACGUCCUCGAAUCGAAACCAGCAGCCUCGGCCCGCCGAACCCCCCUGCCCCUCCCCACGCCGCCGCCGCCUUGUAACUAGGCAGAGUAGCUGUUUUUCGUUUCGCCGACUCCGCAGGAGCUCCCUCCGAUGGAUCCGCAGCAGCCGGAACCCGUCAGCUAUCUCUGCGGAGAUUGUGGAGCUGAGAACACGCUGAAGUCAGGAGAUGUGAUACAGUGUCGUGAGUGUGGCUAUCGCAUCCUGUACAAGAAGCGCACACGCCGAAUUGUUCAAUAUGAAGCCCGCUGAAGAGAGAAAGCUACAAUGUUGGAUGCAUGAUACUCCGUACAAGACUUGUAGUUUGAUGGUUGAUCGUGUCCGUCCAUGAACUGGACUUUAGGUUGAAGUCGUAAAACUCCCAACUGUGUUUGAGAUUUGAGAUAAUGCACACCUAAGGUUUUCUAUUGUUUGUUUGUUCAUGUGACGUGAAUUUCUCGUGUCAAGCAGCAUCCACAUUUGAAGAACAGCAAACUGUCGUAAUUUCUUUCAGCUGGUUGUGACUGUCAA